CGUAUAAAUUGUAGUCCGCCUCGCGAACUUCUCUAUUGUUUCUUUGAGUUUGCCAAGGAAUCCAGCAAAAUGGCGUCCAACAAACGAGACCUUAAAAUUAUUUCGAUCGCUCAGCUUGUAAUGGCAGGUAUCCUCUUCGUUCUCGGAAUGGUAGAUCAUUUUGAAGUUCGCUACAUGUAUGCCAGUCUCAUAUUGAUGCCAAUUUGGAUUGCUCUACUUGUCAUACCCAUCGGCAUCAUGGGAUUGGUUUUGACAGUGAACGGGUCCAGACCGUCCUCUGCUUUGAUGAGCGGCCUGAGGUCAGUGAGCAUUGCAUGUGCCGCUCUAUCAGUUCUAACCACAUUUACCUAUGCGAUGGCACUCAAUAGCAUAUUAUUCAUCAAAUAUAUGGAGGCAAAAACUGAAUACCAGGAAUCUCCAUGGUUUGCUGACAAAGGUGCAAAAAUCGAGUUCCGGAAAGAGGAAAAAACAAUGAUAGCUGUACAUGUCUUCAUUAUCAUAUGUUCCAUCCUCGAAAUUAUACUUGCCAUAGCAAGUGUUCGGACCGCGAAGGCCAUGGCUAAGGAGCCUCAAGACACCCAGCAGGCAAGCGCUGCCUAUCGUGUAGUGGCAGAGGAAGAUGUCCCUUUGUUAUUCUCGAGUUCAGAUCAAGAGGCAGCUUAGAUGGUAUCAGUUCCAUACACUGCUGUACAGAGGGCGACCUGAUGUAAUUUAUCGCUUUUUUAACGCCAUGAUAGCAAAUUAAUUGUUACAACCACAAAUCCGAGAAUGUUAUUAGAAGUAAAAUUAGCAUUUGAUUUUUUAUAUUUUGAUAUUAAUUAUUUUUUAAUCUUCUUUU
Pocillopora damicornis (cauliflower coral) is the source of this 838-nucleotide messenger RNA. RefSeq lists its product as uncharacterized. Lineage: Eukaryota; Metazoa; Cnidaria; Anthozoa; Scleractinia; Pocilloporidae. The record is from RefSeq and is a predicted model, not a curated record.